UUCGUGCCUUUGGGUGUUGUGUUUUUGGGGCGGGGGGUUUGCCAAAAAUUUUGUAGCUUUUAGGUAUGUAGAAGAUGCAUAGGAGCUUAUGUUUGAUGAUGAUUUCGACUUUUUAUUUAUCUUUUGGGAAAAAUGGCUCCUGGGUUGUCUUUGAUCUCUUAAUUUCUUUUGUGUCGUGUUAUAAUCGUAUAGUUAUGGAAAGAUGUGAAAAUUCUAGUGGGGGAUGGAAGUUUUGUCAAGCAUGCGCUGGUGAUUUGGUUAUAUGUAUGCUUUAUUUUCUGUUUGGGUUUGAUAAAAUUGGUAUUUGGCUAUUUGGGUUUUGCAUGAGAAAUCCUUGUGAUUGAUUAGAGAUGUAAACAAUUUGUUGAUGAGAUAGUGAUGAGGAUUUUAAGAAUUUUUUUCGUAGUUCUUGGUUUCUGGUGGAAUUCUGGAUCUUGUUUUGUGAUCCUUACAGCAGAUGGUUAUAGUUUGAUCACUUUCUUUUGUAUGUUGAAAGUUGAUCUCUCCCUAGUGUUGGUUUCCGAGGAUGCAACCGUGUUCUUAGACAUAUGUGGAUUUCUGUUUUUUUACGCAAUCUCAGAAUUUAGUGCAUCGAUAGAUACUUGCUGUUGUUCCAUUUUCUGGUUAAAUCUACAUGUUUUAUGAUGUUUAUAUGCUCAAUUUGAGCUUUCCUGACUUUAUACAUAUGUUCGGGUUCUCAGGAGGUGAUGACUUUUGCCCUGGGGGGUCAAUAUAUGCCAACCCCAAGGAAGCAAGCUUCUUCCUGCCUCUUGGCCAUCAAGUUGAUGUAUACUUUCCUCCUCGGAAGAGAUCACGUGUCAGUGCUCCAUAUGUUUUCAGUGGCGAAUGGUUUGAGCAAAAGCAGAAAACCUCUAUUGAAGCCUUGCCUGAUGAAUGUAUUUUUGAGAUCUUUAGAAGGUUGCCUGCAGGCGAAGAAAGGAGUGCAUGUGCUUGUGUUUCCAAGCGCUGGCUUAUGCUUCUGAGCAGUAUUUCUAAGAAUGAAAUUUGCAGCAACAAAAGUACUGGCCUACAGACCAAGAGUAAAGAGGAGGAGGAUGAUGUAGAAUUUGGGGGUGAGGGAUACCUCUCUCGAAGCUUGGAAGGAAAGAAGGCAACAGAUGUUAGACUUGCUGCCAUUGCUGUUGGGACUGCAUCCCGAGGAGGAUUGGGGAAGCUCUCUAUCCGUGGAAGCAACACUGUUCGUGGGGUGACUACUCUAGGUCUUAAAGCAGUUGCUCAUGGAUGUCCUUCUUUGAAGGCUCUUUCUCUAUGGAAUGUUGCUACCGUUGGUGAUGAAGGCCUGAUUGAGAUUGCUAAUGGAUGUCAACAGCUAGAGAAGCUUGACCUUUGCAAGUGCCCUGCAAUUUCUGACAAGGGUUUAAUUGCAGUUGCAAAGAACUGCCGGAAUCUGACCGAGUUAUCAUUAGAAUCUUGUCCAAACAUUGGUAAUGAAGGUUUACAAGCCAUUGGGAAGUACUGCUCCAAUCUUAGGUCCAUAUCUAUCAAGGACUGCGCUGGCAUCAGAGAUCAAGGAAUUGCUGGCCUGUUUUCUUCAACUUCUUUGGUUCUGACAAAGGUGAAGCUCCAGGCACUGACUGUUUCUGAUCUCUCUCUAGCUGUUAUUGGACAUUAUGGAAAAUCAGUUACAGAUCUUGUUCUAAAUUGCCUCCCAAAUGUCAGUGAGAGGGGGUUUUGGGUUAUGGGUAAUGGUAAUGGAUUGCAGAAGCUAAAAUCACUUACAGUGGCAUCUUGCAGAGGAGUGACAGAUAUUGGGCUUGAAGCUGUAGGUAAGGGUUGUCCAAAUCUGAAAAGUGCACACCUUCACAAGUGUGCAUUUCUGUCAGACAACGGUUUGAUAUCAUUCGCCAAGGGAGCUUCAUCACUUGAGAGCCUCCGAUUGGAAGAGUGCCACAGAAUUACCCAACUUGGGUUUUUUGGUGUCCUUUUUAACUGUGGUGCAAAAUUGAAGGCUAUUUCUCUGGUGAGCUGCUAUGGAAUCAAAGAUCUAAAUUUGAUGUUGUCAACUGUAUCUCCUUGUGAGUCACUUAGGUCAUUAUCUAUCUCCAACUGCCCUGGAUUUGGCAACGCUAGCCUGUCUGUAUUGGGAAAGCUGUGCCCUCAGCUUCAGCAUAUUGAAUUAAGUGGACUAGAGGGAGUGACAGAUGCAGGGCUUCUUCCACUGCUUGAGAGCUCUGAGGCUGGUUUGGUUAAAGUGAAUCUUAGUGGUUGCAUAAAUCUUUCCGACAAAGUUGUUUCAUCCCUGGCCAAUCUGCAUGGUUGGACUCUUGAGACUCUGAACCUUGAUGGCUGUAAAAAUAUCAGUGAUGCUAGCUUGAUGGCAAUUGCUGAAAAUUGCCCAUUGCUAAGUGAUCUUGAUGUUUCCAAGUGUGCAAUCACAGAUGCUGGGAUAGCAGCCGUGGCACAUGCCAAACAAUUUAAUCCGCAGGUUCUUUCUUUGUCAGGUUGCACUUUGGUCUCAGACAGGAGCUUGCCUGCUUUGCGAAAACUGGGCCAAACCCUUUUGGGACUAAACAUCCAGCAUUGCAAUGCCAUCAGCAGCAGCAUCGUUGACAUGCUUGUGGAACUUCUAUGGAGGUGUGACAUCCUCUCUUGAGCUGAAAGAACUAAUUUCACAAUGCAAUUUUAGGCCACAGGAUCACAACAUGCAGGAGGCUUGUUAGAAAGUUAUGAUAGUGUUGCACAGUAGUUUUUGGGUCCAUUAACUGUGGGUCUUGAUCAUCCAGUAACUCGGUUCCCUUUUUCAAGAGAGUAUGCAGCCAUUUAUCCUUCAUUUUUGCAGAUUCCUUUUAUGGGAAAUCUGUUUUAAGUUUUUGGCAUCCAUUUAUGGGUAGCCACCUUUUAGAUGGCUGCAUAUCUCUGAGAACAUAGCUACCGGGUUCUGGAGAUAGAAAUCUCUCUCUUACUGGUGUAGGCACCUAAUGUUUUUAGCUCAGCUUUGCAUUGGUUUUGCCACCAUGUGUGUCUUAGUUCCCUGUUUUUAAGUUUUUACAGCUACAUGUACCACAGUACCAUUAGUCUGUCUCUAGUUUUACCAAAGUCCUUGAAGCCUGUUCUUCACGUGAUGUUUGGGUCUUCAAGUUUUACUCAAAGGGCAGUUUGGAAGUUCCAGUGUAAUGUGCUGUUAAUAGGUGGCUUGCAGUGGCCAGUUCGGUGCUAUGAUGCCUUGUCUUCAGGGGCUUUGGCCAUGGCAGCAAGUUGUACAGGUCUGCCAUGACACAAUCUUCUCCCUUGGGUGGGGGUUGUUUUUUUUAUGCCAAGCCCUUGUGUUUUUUAAGGCUUCAUUUUUUAUGAGCUUGCCACUGCAGCUUCUAUAUUGUGUAACGAUGUUCAUAUCUGCCCUUUGUGCUGUAUGUUAUAUUAUGAAAACUAAUGAAAUAAAAUUUGCAGUCAUUCCAAAAGUGGAUGUGUGUGUUGAUAGUCUCUCUACUUCGAUUAUAUAUACCCUUUUAAAGUUUUACCAGCUAUCUCAUUCUCAUUAUCCUAUGAUGCAAGCCUAAUACAUCUAGUUUAUGGUUAAAAUGAUAAUUGAUUAUGGGGAACCUAGAGGGACUCUAGUGUGAUCGAUCUCAAGAGAGUAA
Molecule: messenger RNA, 3599 nt
Organism: Abrus precatorius (Indian licorice)
Lineage: Eukaryota; Viridiplantae; Streptophyta; Magnoliopsida; Fabales; Fabaceae
Product: EIN3-binding F-box protein 1
Exons: 1
Coding region: 635-2614 (659 amino acids)
Biological process (GO): SCF-dependent proteasomal ubiquitin-dependent protein catabolic process
Cellular component (GO): SCF ubiquitin ligase complex
Molecular function (GO): protein binding
Source: RefSeq, a predicted model, not a curated record